GCGUUCCCAGCCCGGCUCUCCCGCCUGCUCUGGUGCUUUUGUGCAACUGGCCAUGGAGCUCAUCAUCACGCCUACCCAGGCGCUGUUGCCCUUGUCCGUCCUCUUCAUUGCCUACCAUGCUAUUCGCGCCCUGUUUUUUGGCCCGCCCGAAUCCAAGCAUUGGCGCGAGCUGCCCACCGUAGGCCUGAGCACAGGAGGGCUCGCCUGGGUCUGGGCGACCUUGAAGUCUGUCCGCAAGACACAGGACUGGGCUUUUGAAGGCUAUCGAAAGUUUGCCAGCAUAAACAGCCCCUUCAUCUUGCCCAGCAUCGACAGAGGUGCCAUGGUCAUUCUUCCGCCUCGUCUCAUCAAAAAGGUCUACUCGCUUCCCGAGACGACUCUCGACAUUCACUCAACCCAGAGCGACACUAUCCAGACCAGAUGGACCGUCUGGGACAGCGAAGUAGCAGACAAUGACUUCCAAAUCAACGUUGUGCGCCACCAGAUUACAAGGAAUCUCGACCAUCUGACGCCGCUAAUGGCCGACGAACUCAACCGAGGCUUUGACCGAUGGUGGGGAGAAAAGGGCGAUACCACGUGGAAAGAGGUCAAAGUCUGGGAUGCCUGCUUGAAACUGAUUGCCGGUGCGAGCAACGGUGCCUUUUGCGGCGCCCCUCUAUGCCGCGAUGAGACUUUUCUGAACGCUCUUCGAGACCACGCCAUGAGCAUCUUUGCGGGUGCUAUGCUGGUCAAUGCAUCACCAAAACCACUAAAACCCGUUACAGGCUUUCUCGUCGCAUCAAACUGCUGGUAUCUGCGCCGCAGGGCCAUGCGAGGCUGUCUGCCAUUUGUCAAGGAGAGAUUGGACGCCACCGCACGAUUCAAGGCUGACCCCAAGUGCGGAUGGACACCACCCAAAGACGGUCUCCAAUGGCUCAUUGACGAAUGCUAUGCUGCAGCUGCAAAGGGAGAUGUGGGCCAACUGGAGCCGAAACGCGUGGCCCAUCGUCUCUUGCUGGUAAACGACAUCUCGCUGCACUCGACCAGCUUUACCGUGCAAAACGUGAUUCUGGACCUCUUCAGCUCGGAUCCAUCUCUGGGAUACGUCGAAAUUCUGCGCGAAGAAGCCAAGACAGUCCUCGCAAGCGCAGGUGGUAUCUGGACACGUGACGCGGUGCACAAGCUAAAACUCAUCGACUCGAUGAUCCGCGAGUCGAUGCGCCUGAACCCAUUUGCCAUUUGCGGGCUCCCCAGAACCGUCGUACAUGCAGAAGGCAUAAACCUUCCCAACUCCAACAUCCACCUCCCCCAAGGCACUAUGCUUGCCGUGCCCAUCGAGCCCAUCCACUACGACGACCAAAUCUACCCUCAAGCCCGCGUCUUUAAGCCUUUCCGCUUUGCCGACCCCACAACCGUCGGCAACAUUGUCGACAGCUUCACCGCCAAAGAAGACCUCGAAGCCGAAAAAGCAGACCCAGCCGUCCCAAAGGCAAAGUCAACAGCCACUCUCGACGACGCCUUCCUCGGCUUUGGCUUUGGACGCUACGCUUGUCCUGGACGUUUCUUUGCCCUCAACGAAAUGAAGGUUUUUAUCGCUCACCUGCUGCUGAAUUACGACGUCGAGUUUAUGGCUGUUCGCCCCAAACCGCUGGAUACGGUGUGGCUGAAGCUGCCGCUGCACGGAGGUAAGAUCCGCGUGCGGAGAAGGGAGUAGCGUAGUUUAUGAAUCAAUCUAAGAAAUUAAUCGUGC
Exserohilum turcica Et28A is the source of this 1729-nucleotide messenger RNA. RefSeq lists its product as uncharacterized. NCBI's taxonomy places the organism in Eukaryota, Fungi, Ascomycota, Dothideomycetes, Pleosporales, Pleosporaceae. The coding region runs from base 53 to 1693 and encodes 546 amino acids. The transcript is spliced from 5 exons. The record is from RefSeq and is a predicted model, not a curated record. Gene Ontology annotation, molecular function: iron ion binding; monooxygenase activity; heme binding.